This is a messenger RNA of Schistocerca gregaria, 920 nucleotides long. RefSeq lists its product as uncharacterized. NCBI's taxonomy places the organism in Eukaryota, Metazoa, Arthropoda, Insecta, Orthoptera, Acrididae. The transcript has 7 exons. Gene Ontology annotation, molecular function: protein phosphatase regulator activity. Bases 1 to 762 code for a protein of 253 amino acids. The record is from RefSeq and is a predicted model, not a curated record. Gene Ontology annotation, cellular component: protein serine/threonine phosphatase complex; cytosol.
AUGGUGCAGAAUUCCAAUGCUGAUGCUUUUUCCCUUCUACCCGCUGGGCUGGAACUUAAUUUCAACCAACAGGAGCUCCUCUGCUUCCCCAUCAAUUCAAGUGGCAACAAACAUUUUCCCAUUGCUGCCACUCAUGUUGCCACCACCAUGGACUGGGCCUCACCUUGUGGCAGAUCCUCCGAUUUAAAGAAAAAUCAUAAUUCAUAUCACAGAAAGACAUACGUGUGGCUUUGUGGUAAUGCAACAAUUUUAUUUUCACGUGACUACUACAAGAAAUGGUUUUUUGAAAAGUUAGUCUCUCUUUCAGAGGAUCCCAUUGCCACUGUUCGUCAGCUGACAAUUCCUGUUCUUCUGUCAAUGAAAAAAAUGUGCCAAGGUCCCACUGAUCGUCAGCUCCGUAAUCUUCUGCGAAAUGCUUUUAUACGUCUGUCAAAUGAUCCAGAUGACCAAGUGAGGGACUGCCUUAAUUUUGCAGAGAUUCAGAGUGAAACAAUAGAGUGUGAUAUAGCAGAAGACCAGCGUCUUCUGACGGAGGAGCUGGCAAUAGAAGAGAGACAGCCACCUGUACGACAGAGCCGGGACUUGCCAGGAACACCACAUGUUCGCAGAGCUGGUCCUGUUACACGAAAAGAUCCUUACACAGAUCCAACAACAGUUACCAGACGCAGUUUCAGAAGCCUUUCACAACCAGAAGGUCAACCAGCACAAAGCAGACCACAUACAGGCUAUCCAGGUGGUGCUAAGGAAAAACGACAAAAUUAACAAGAUGAAGAAUACUUCAUUGUCUUCGCAUCAUAAAAUGACAGGCUGUGCUAUAACUUGCAGUGAAAAAUACCUGUGCAGUUAUAAUCAGUGUAAAUGUCUCAAAAUAGACUUUGACUUGGAACUGACUGUAUUCCACACAAAACAUGAGCAAUGUU